This is a messenger RNA of Selaginella moellendorffii, 1857 nucleotides long. RefSeq names its product sugar transporter ERD6-like 4. The record is from RefSeq and is a predicted model, not a curated record. The coding region runs from base 193 to 1653 and encodes 486 amino acids. Gene Ontology annotation, biological process: transmembrane transport; carbohydrate transport. Gene Ontology annotation, molecular function: sugar transmembrane transporter activity. The transcript has 15 exons. NCBI's taxonomy places the organism in Eukaryota, Viridiplantae, Streptophyta, Lycopodiopsida, Selaginellales, Selaginellaceae. Gene Ontology annotation, cellular component: membrane.
GUGUGUGCUCCUUUUUCUUCCCCCGCCCCCCAUGCGUGUAGCCUCUCUAGGGUUUCCCUGUUCUUGUGUGCCACUGGAGUGGAAUCGCGGCACGCGGCGAAUCUUCCGGCAUUUCCAAGGCUGUAAGAUUACUUAACAGCGCCUAGAAUCGCGAGCUCGGGCUGGAAAUCUUGCGAAUCCGGGGCUACAUUCAUGGGGGUGGAUUUGGAAGUGGGGAGGAAUGGCGAGCGGCAGCCUCUGCUGGCCGGGAAGAGCAGCAAGAGCACUGGUAGCAGCAGCCGGGGCAAGAGACGCGAGAAGCGAGUGAGGGGAAGUGUUCUCUACACGGUGUUUUGCACCAUCGUCGUGGCUCUGGGGCCGAUCACGUUUGGUUUCUCGGUCGGCUAUUCAUCUCCCACGCAGCAAAAAUUGACCGAGGAUUUGGGGCUUAGUCUCUCCGAGUUCUCCAUGUAUGGUUCUCUGGUAAAUGCCGGUGCCAUGGCUGGAGCUAUUCUCAGUGGCCGUAUAGCUGAUCGCUUUGGACGGAAAGGGGCACUUGUAAUUGCUUCGAUUCCACACAUUGCUGGAUGGAUCUUAAACGCCCUGGCCAUGAAUGUCGCCAGCCUGUACAUAGCAAGAUUGCUCGUCGGGUUUGGAGUCGGUGUUAUUUCUUUCACUGUACCAAUGUACAUUGCUGAGAUUUCUCCCAAAAAUUUGAGAGGAAGCCUGGGUGCUAUAAAUCAGCUUUCAGUUACCACUGGAAUCUUCUUGUCGUACUUAGGAGGUCUUGUUUUGCCCUGGAGAACUCUUGCUUUAGUUGGGGUUGCUCCGUGUAGCGUUCUCCUCGUGGGCCUUUUCUUUAUUCCAGAAUCUCCUCGGUGGCUGGCCAAAAUGGGGAUUGAAGACACUCUUAUCACGUCACUGCAAGCAUUGCGUGGAAAGGACUCCGAUAUUUCUUCAGAAGUAUCGGAAAUCAAGGACGCCGUCGAUAUAUCGUAUAAGCAAGAGGCUAAUGUAAGGAUGUCUGACCUUUGCAAGAAGACGAUUUUCCUUCCCCUUACUAUCACAAUCGGGUUGCUAUUGUUGCAACAAAUUUCGGGCAUCAAUGCUAUUUUGUUCUAUUCUAGUGCCAUAUUCCACUCUGCGGGAUUCAGCUCAAGCAAUCUUGCGUCGCUCUCGUUGGCUCUCCUUCAGGUGGUAAUGACCGGCGUGGCUGCUGUGCUCAUGGACAGAGCCGGACGACGCCUCCUUCUCAUGGUCUCGGGCGCUGGAAUGGCAGUGAGCUGCUUUCUAGUCGGAUUUGCAUUCUAUCUGCAACAGCAUAUGGACGCGACUUCUCACUUUGCACCCUUUGUCGGCAACCUCGCGUUGAUCAGUCUAUUGGUGUACAUAACCUCCUUCGCUCUGGGAAUGGGGCCUAUUCCCUGGAUCAUAAUGUCCGAGGUUCUUCCCGCACACAUCAAAGGCUUGGGUGGAAGCGUUGCAACGUUGGUGAACUGGACUUUCUCGUGGCUUGUGACUAUGUCCUUUAAUUUCUUACUCAACUGGAGCUCCACAGGUUCUUUCGCUCUCUUCGCUGGAAUGUGCGCGUUCACUGUCCUGUUCGUGGCUGUUCUAGUCCCUGAAACUCGGGGAAGAACACUGGAAGAGAUCGAAGCUCUCUUCCAGGAGUAGCAAGGCUCUCGUUCGCGCUUUCAUUUCCACCAUUCCAUACACCAGGGGGAUUCGCUAUAUUCAUUACCACAGAAGUGUUCGGCUCGAUUUUUUUGUCCCCUCGCCAAAAAGCGUAAAUAUUUGUAAGACUUGUGUAAAGAGAGAAAAGGUUUGAUCUCGAGCUUUCUAGCAAAAACGAAUAAAAAUGCGAUUUCCAUGAAUGAU